Messenger RNA from Molossus molossus (Pallas's mastiff bat), 1376 nucleotides. RefSeq names its product interferon-induced 35 kDa protein-like. The transcript is spliced from 8 exons. The record is from RefSeq and is a predicted model, not a curated record. Gene Ontology annotation, cellular component: nucleus. Bases 413 to 1213 code for a protein of 266 amino acids. Lineage: Eukaryota; Metazoa; Chordata; Mammalia; Chiroptera; Molossidae.
CCCAGGAAGCCUCAUAGUUUAGCUGGGGGAAUUCUACUUAGAGACCAGGAAGGCUCCUCCAGGGGUGGGGAAAAGACAUUUCCGGCAUGUGAGCAUCAAAGGGCAGGGAUUUAUUUAGCUGAAACGAAAGUGGAAGCAAAGAGCCUGCAGACAGAGCCUUCUAAAGUGCUUUUCAGGCUCUACUGGGGGAGAUCACUUCUCAGAAGGUAGAAAGAAGCCGAUUCUGCCACUUUGUUUCCAGCUCUGAAGCCUUGGCUCUUGCCAACCAGAUCCCAGAUCAUGUCAGUGGCUCAAGAUGCUGGUCUCUGCUGAGCACUGGAGAUACAGAGAAGACCAGGACAGAAUCCCAUAUCUCUAGGCACUCAGGGAGAACCCAUUCCACAGCCUUCAGGAGGAGCAAACAAGACUAAGGAUGAGACUGCAGGAACUACAGCAACUGAAAAGGGAGCUCAGGAACUUCCCCCAAGACCAGGACCCAUUCCCAAUGCCUGAAGUCCCCCUGGUGUUCCGAGGACACACUCAGCAGAACAGGGAAGUGCCCAAGUCUGUGGUUUCCAACCUGCAGAUCUGCUACCCUCUGCCUGGAGGCUCUGCUCUGGUCACCUUCGAUGACCCCAAGGUGGCCAACCAGGUGCUACAACAAAAGGAGCAUAAGAUUGACCUGGAAGAGUGCCGGCUGCGGGUGCAGGUCCAGCCCUUGGAGCUACCCAUGGUGACAACCAUCCAGGUAUCCAGCCAGAAGAGUAGCCGGAGAGUGCUGGUCAGUGGGUUUCCUGCUAAUCUCAAGCUGAAUGAGGAGGAGCUGCUGGACAAGCUGGAGAUCUUCUUUGGCAAGACCAAGAACGGGGGUGGUGAUGUGGAGACUCGGGAGCUGCUGCAUGGGGGUGUCAUGCUGGGCUUCGCUAAGGAUGAAGUGGUCCAGAACCUGUGCCGGAUUGGCCAGUUCACGGUGCCCCUGGGCGGGCAGCAGUUCCCUCUGCAAGUCUCUCCCUACAUGAGUGGAGAGAUCCAGAAGGCAGAGAUCAGGUCCCAGCCAGUGCCCAAGUCAGUGCUGGUGCUCAACAUUCCUGAUGUCCUGGAUGGCCCAGAGCUGCAGGACAUCCUGCAGAUCCACUUCCAGAAGCCCACCCGUGGGGGAGGGGAGGUGGAGACCCUGACAGUCGUGCCCCCAGGAGAGCGAGGUCUGGCGAUCUUCACCGCCCAGUCCAGCUAGGAGCCUGCCCUUCUCAUCACCCUCCAAUCCUCUGCCAAGGUUCUCAAACUGGGCUGGGGUCCGGUGCAUGUGGACGAAUGUGAUCAUGCUAAUCAACAGAGGGCAGGAUUCUGAGUUGUGAAACGCCGUCUCAGAACAGUAAAAGUGCCUGCAUGGCGUGAUC